UGUGUGUUGGUGUGAUAGUCGCAGUAAAGUGUGUUCGCUUUACACUGAUAACGUGACAACAGUGUAGCUAUUAAAAUGGGUUGUGUGUCGUUUUUGUCCAUACAUUGAAGGACGGAGCUGCAGCUGGAAACAUGAGCCUGCGUGCUUUGUGGAUUAUUUCACACGAGAAGGAUGGAAACGCGUCGAUACGCUUUUCAAGGAGGUUCUCCACUGUGGAGCACCGUGCCAAGUGCCUGGCAGGUUCCUCGUAUGUAGCAGUCCCAGAGGAGAGUGUUGUGCUGCAGCUCCUGCUCACUGAGCUGGGCCUCUCAGACCCAGAGAGGUCUUUUGUGGCUCUCAGAGAUGAUUGUCUUCAUCGCCAGAGGUCGCCAGCUCUGGAGCUGCAUGUGGAUGGUCCUGGAAAGGGAAUACUUUGGCCGAUGUUGGCCAUCUCACAAGGGCCUCUUAUUCUGGCUUGUCUGUGUUUAGUGGAUGCCCCUCUUGAGCCACGGCCACCACUUGCCAACCUCCUUUCUGUCUCUCAGGGCCUGAGUCUCCUGGCAGGCCUGCAGACUUUUCUUUUUGGCUCGGGGAGUAAGCCUGAUAGUGAGGGGAUAGCCUCUCGCCUGGCAAUGCUGCCCUCUAUACUCGUGCAGGUUUGUCCACUCGGUACACCUCUGGAUGUGCCAGUACUGGGGGCCUCCAAUACGCCCACUGUGCCCGUACCUGCUGGGAACCAGAAGCAACCGGCCUGGAAGACGGGCGUCCACCGUGGCCGAGCUGUUGUGAAUGUAGCGCUGAAAGAAACUGUUCGCUCCAUGCAGUAUGGUCAGCGGAGCAGACAGGACCUCUGGGACGUAUAUGGCACAGUGACGUGCAAAUGUGAAGUGGAGGGGGUGCUGCCAAAUGUGACAGUGACUCUUACACUGCCACCUAAUGGCUCUCCACUGCAGGACAUCCUGGUCCAUCCCUGCGUCACCUCGCUGGACUCCAACAUCCUGACCGCCUGCAGUGUUGAUAACUGUGACGGCUCAGCUUUCUCGGGCCCAUACAAAUUUCCCUUCUCGCCACCCCUAGAACCUUUCCGUCUAUGCAGUUACACAUCUCAGGUUCCUGUCCCCCCUAUUCUUGGAUCCUAUCAACUGAGAGAGGAAGAGAACCAGCUGUGUGUGUCGGUAAACCUCAAACUUCACGAGAGUGUCAAGAAUAGUUUUGAGUACUGUGAAGCACACCUGCCAUUCUUUAACAGGGACCUGAUGGGCGCCGUGGAUGUGAAGGUGAGCUCCGGACAGGUGGACGCUUCAAAGGAGAAGAACCUGCUGGUCUGGACCCUCGGACAGAGGUUCCCUAAAUCUCGCGAGGUCACGAUGGAGGGCAGGAUCACCUUUUCUGGGCCAACACCGGGACCUACGGACCCCAUCUGUACACAACUGACAGCUUACGUCAAAUUGUAUUUCAAGGUACCAGACAUAACCCUGUCUGGAUGCUGUGUGGAUCAACAUUCAGUGCAGGUUUAUUCUGCUGCCAAACCACGGAUUGUAACAUCCCGGGAUCUGCAAUCCAAAGAGUAUUUCAUAUGGAAUUCAACUGGCUGCGCUCCAGUGUCCUCUGUGCAGAUGAUGCUGUAGCACGGAUCCAUAAAGAUGAGCGUGGAGAGAAGGUGCACAUUUUCACCAUGUACCUGUGGGACUGAGCAUCUUGUCAUGCAUAUUUACGUGUCCAAACCGGACACGUGGCCUUAAUAAAUGCACUUGUUACCGUCCUCCGUUGGUUUAGAGGUUGAACUUGCUUUCAUUUUUGGAAAGAUCACAGUGCACAUGUGCAGACUUUUGCUUGGAUGGGUGGUUACUUUUAAUAAAAUACCUGCCCCCUUUUUGUGAAACUUCUUUUAACCCCCCCCACCCCUCGAAUUUAUCCUGCUGCAGACACAAGGGCCACCCCUCGCUCUGACAGUCCCACUUCAGUGGCUCUCCAUCAGCCGGAUAAUUAGCAGCUGGGACCUUGUCAUCAGCUGUUGUGGGUCUGGAGGAGACGGGCGGCUGGGCUGUGAAAGGCCAGGCUGCUCUGGCCAGUGUUUUGGCUACAAAAGGCUCCUCUUUUAGAACUGGCAGGAGUCCUUACCCUACCAAUCACUCCCCCCCCACCUAUUUUGACCUCGUCCCUACCCUGUCAACUAGUGGUUAGUUCAAACACACAGCCUCUCCAACCAGACUCUGAUUGAGCAUUGACCCUCUGGCCCCUUUGAGACUUUAAAGGCAGUUGGUCCUAUUCAGUGAGCAGGAGCUGCCUAAUUGGUGAAAAAGUCACAAGGAAGCUAAGGGUUGGGUCACUCUCUUAAGGCUGCAGACGUCCUUUGAGUCAAUUAAUGUAGAACUUUCAAGUAUUUGAUUUGUAUUGUUACACCAUGGUUGUCAGCGUAGGUCUCCCGUGCUGUUUACGUUACAUGUUGACUUAUUUGUAGACUUGAUCUUCCACAGUUCAUUUCAUAUUUUACUCGUACGAUGUCGAGUUAAGUCUAUAAUAAUGAAUAAGCAGUCAGUGAAGGGUUAAAUCAGAGGCCCACUGUUCCACGGCAGCCAGACUCCUCUGAGUGCCCUCAUUGUCUGCUGUUGGCCUCUUGUGGCCCUUGCUGGUCCAAAUGCUACAUUCUCACGUGGAUUUCCACUCUGAAGGCUGACCAUGACCAAUCCUCUGUCAAUUGGAACCAAUUGCUCACACGGCAUCCUCCACCUUCUUUUUAUGUAGCAGUACGCGGUGGCAGACACCAAGACCUCUCGGCUCUCCCCUCCACGAUGAUUUGGCUUUAAGGCCCCGUGUGUUGUGUGUGUGUGUGGCUAGCAAAUUAGAAAAGGAGAAUUUAUUUUUAAAGAGAAGGGCUGUUCUAAAUCUCCUCAGUGUCCCAAUAUGUGGUCAGUCUGGCUCCUCAAGUCUGCAGUCACCGGCCUCUCACUGGCAGAAUUUGCUUUGUUGAUUGAAUGGCUCGCUAAGUAGAUGGGCUCAUUUUAAUGGGCUGCUGCGGUCCAGUGCCUUCUGCUAACACUGCUAGGCCUUUUAAUUCUGCUGUGCUUUUCAGAAUCAAUUUACUUUAUCGUAGUUGUAAACAUGUAUACAAAAGGGAGUACUUUGUUGUUGUUUUUUAAAUGAUAAUUAUAAAGAAAAGAAAAUGUUGUAAAUCACAUUAAUUACAUAACAAGGGUUAGGGUUGGUAUUUUUAUUUUUAUUUUUUAUCAGAACACAUUACCACACACUGCAAUGUAUGGAAGUCAUCAUAAUAAAACCCUCAACUGUU
Molecule: messenger RNA, 3268 nt
Organism: Solea solea (common sole)
Lineage: Eukaryota; Metazoa; Chordata; Actinopteri; Pleuronectiformes; Soleidae
Gene: ap5m1
Product: adaptor related protein complex 5 subunit mu 1
Exons: 8
Coding region: 132-1607 (491 amino acids)
Biological process (GO): endosomal transport
Cellular component (GO): lysosome; cytosol; AP-type membrane coat adaptor complex
Source: RefSeq, a predicted model, not a curated record